CGCGCCGCCCCUGCCGGCGGCUCCGCGUGGGUGGCGGCCGCGCAGAGCGGUGCCUCCGCGCCCGCAGAGCGGCGGGGCCGGGGCGCGGGGCUGCGCGGGGCUGCGCGGGGCUGCGCGGAGCAUGUCGGCGCUGCGGCGGAAGUUGGGGGACGAGUACCAGGUGGUGAGCACCUCGGCCAGCGGCGGGGGGCUGCCCCCCCCCCGGGCCGCCCCGCGGGGGAAGCGGCAGCGCUUCGUGGAUAAGAACGGGCGCUGCAACGUGCAGCACGGGAACCUGGGCGGGGAGACCAGCCGGUACCUCUCGGACCUCUUCACCACUCUGGUGGACCUCAAGUGGCGCUGGAACCUCUUCAUCUUCAUCCUCACCUACACGGUGGCCUGGCUCUUCAUGGCUUCCAUGUGGUGGGUCAUCGCCUACAUGCGGGGCGACCUCAACAAGGCGCACGAUGACAGCUACACCCCCUGCGUGGCCAACGUCUACAACUUCCCCUCUGCCUUCCUCUUCUUUAUAGAGACUGAGGCCACCAUCGGCUACGGGUACCGCUACAUCACAGACAAAUGCCCCGAAGGCAUCAUCCUCUUCCUCUUCCAGUCCAUCCUGGGCUCCAUCGUGGACGCCUUCCUCAUCGGCUGCAUGUUCAUCAAGAUGUCCCAGCCCAAGAAGAGGGCUGAGACCCUGAUGUUCAGCGAGCACGCCGCCAUCUCCAUGCGGGACGGCAAGCUCACCCUCAUGUUCCGGGUGGGCAACCUCCGCAACAGCCACAUGGUCUCAGCGCAGAUCCGCUGCAAGCUGCUCAAAUCCCGCCAGACCCCAGAGGGUGAGUUCCUCCCGCUCGAUCAGCUGGAGCUGGAUGUGGGCUUCAGCACAGGGGCUGACCAGCUUUUCCUCGUGUCGCCGCUCACCAUCUGCCACGUGAUCGAUGCCAAGAGCCCCUUCUAUGACCUCUCCCAGCGCAGCAUGCAAACGGAGCAGUUUGAGAUUGUCGUCAUCCUGGAGGGAAUCGUGGAGACGACAGGGAUGACGUGCCAAGCCAGGACAUCCUACACCGAGGAUGAGGUGCUCUGGGGUCAUCGUUUCUUCCCUGUUAUCUCCUUGGAAGAGGGGUUCUUUAAAGUCGAUUACUCCCAGUUCCACGCGACGUUUGAGGUCCCCACCCCACCAUACAGUGUGAAGGAGCAGGAGGAGAUGCUGCUGAUGUCCUCUCCUUUGAUAGCACCCGCGGUGAGCAACAGCAAAGAAAGGAAUAACUCGGUGGAGUGCCUGGAUGGUCUCGAUGAAGUUGGCACAAAACUACCUUCAAAACUGCAGAAAAUAACUGGGAGGGAAGACUUCCCAAAAAAACUCCUCAGGAUGAGUUCCACCACCUCUGAGAAGGCCUACAGCAUGGGAGAUUUGCCCAUGAAACUCCAGCGGAUCAGCUCGGUCCCUGGGAAUUCGGAGGAGAAACUGGUGUCUAAAACCACAAAGAUGAUGUCAGAUCCCAUCAGCCAGUCGGUGGCCGACCUGCCGCCCAAGCUUCAGAAGCUGUCGGGCGGCGGCAGGAUGGAAGGGAACCUUCCACCCAAACUGAGAAAAAUGAAUUCUGAUCGGUUUACAUAACCCGCCAGGACUUCUAGCUAUCGUUUAGAGCUUGAACUGCUACUGGCAAGGGCAGGGUGGGCAGGAGAGCUGGCCCUCCACCAGCCGUAGGUGUGCUGAACUCUGUGGUCCCCGGUGCGCCGGGAGGCAGGAGCAUCCCCUCUGUAGCGGUGGCUGUGCUGUAAGUAUGAACAACGGGAUGAUCGGCGAGCUGAUGUUCGUUGGCAUGUAGUAUCACAACAUGCAUGCAAUAAUAGUGUGCAAUUUUUGCAUAUAGUAUUAUGGCAUGACUCCUACUAUAUUUAUACUGUAUAUUCUGAAAAAUAUGGAAAGGGGCAUUCCUUUCCCUGUAUUUCUUAAGAGUAAGUAGUAGGUAAAACAUGCAAGUGGGUAACUUUCAGGGUAAGUUAUAAUUUCAUUUGAAAAUGUUUUGGGUUUGGGUUUUUUUUCCUGAUGUGGAUUGUGACGUUUUGUUCAACAAAGUAGUUAUGGUGCAUGUCUUUUUUCUUAAAAGAAGGUGUAUUCGUUAAUUCUGAACAUCAAAUCUGCUAGCCUUAAAUUAACUGCUGGUUUCUAUUUUGCUUUAGCAUUUUCUUGGGGUUUCUUUUCCUGCAUCUAGGCUACUGGAAAAAAAUCUAAAUGUAUUUCAUAAGGCAUUGUUUAGAGAAGAAACUUGUACUAAUAAGCCUCGGCAGAACCGUAAAUAAAGGAAUAAAAUUCACACUUUAGAUACAGUUAGUAAAAAUUUUUAAAAAUAUUUGUGAUUUAUAAUAUAUGUGCCAGAAAAACAUUAUAAAUAAGCAGGACGUGCUUGAUUUCUCAUGUUGAUAGAAUAGCUAAACAUCAAAACAGCUGAAUGUCUCCAUGAAGCCAAGCAGGCAUUUAUUCCUGAUGAACUGCAUCCCAAGGCAGAGUCAUCAUUCCCCCUAAUUCCGCAGUGCCCGGAUUUCACUCCCUCUUGCUUUGACGGCCCAGUUGGGCCGGUAGCGAUGCAGAUGAUGGUUGCGUGAGCCAUGACCUUGCAGCCGGAGCUGUGCGAAGUUGCGGCAAGUCCCAAGCCCGGGUGGGCACAGGACACACCUGCUGCUGGCUGCGCUGCCGGUGGCAUCACUCCUUACUGCUUUUGCUAUGGUGAAAAUGAUGUUUAAAGAUGUUCUUAACUGAAGUUGACCCUGUGGGUUUCAAAAUGAGUAAUACUUUGUAUAAAUGUUUGGUUUGAUAUCCUUCUGUGCUUGUGUUUGGGUUUUCCUUUAUCCAUCUGGUUUUGCUCCAGCGGGGUCGAGCCAGGAGGGCUGGGUGUUGUGCGGGUGCCCCUAUCGUCAUGGCUUGCAGUGCUGGAGCAUCCCGCACUGCUCUGGACCCUCCACAAAAAGCUGGAGGCUGGCUGCUGCGAUGCCCAGGGACACUUCUAGUCUGGGGUCUGUAUUUGGGGGCCAGGUCACGAUGGCUUCCCAGAGGCUCCUUCUUGGAGGAGGAGGAGGUCUAGGCGAGAUGGAGUGAUGAGCAGCAUUGACAGAGAGCUGGGUACGAAAGCCACCACCAACAGCGACCAGGAAAAGGACUCUGCAUGAUAUUGUCUGCAUGUAAAACCCUUGAGACCACAGCCACGUGGUCCCAGGCAUGGACACGUGUGGGUCAGGAGAUGCAUGCAUAGCUUCAGUCAUGGAUGGGCACUUCUGACUCGUGGGCUCUGGACCAUCCUGCACGAAUGUUGGUGCUUGAUACGUGACUAAUAACAACAGAUAUGGCAAUCUUUGAGGAAAAAAAAAUGGUUUUGUUAUAAACGCUGGCAUGGAAUAAGAACUUAGAAACAGCACAGCUGGAGGGUUGGCUCGGACACCGCUGUGGCUCAGGGCUUUCACUGGAAGUUGCAAUGUAUGACUGGUCAGUUGCACACCCAAGGACUUUAUACUAACUUCCAAAGUUUCUUUUCAUUGUUUAUCAUGAUUUUUGAGUGGCAUUGCAUGCUUUUUACACCUUUGUCUAUACUUCAAUUCUCCGCACGUUAUUGUUGAAGGGGAGGUCAUGCAUUGCUCCCUGUGUGCGCCAAUCCAGUGCUCUACACAUGCGGUGAGUGGAUUGCUGAUGUGGCAAGAUAAAAUCCGGACUUCUUUUCCCCUCUUUGCUAACACUUCCUCAGGUUGUCUUGUAAAAUACUGCAGACUUUUGUACCACACGUAACUCUUCUACCAGUCCUUGACUGACAGCAAAAAUAGCCAUGUACAAGUCAACAGUAAAAAUGCCACCAAGUCCAAACCAGAGAGCCAGAACAUUAAUUGGCGUGGUAAACAUUUGGCCAGCGGCACAGCCGAGUGAUGAGUCUUGCCAAUAGGCUUGAGCAGAUUGCUCUGGUUUUGAAAGAAUGGUCUCCAGCAGCUUGACCUCUCCUCAAACCUCCUUUGGUUUGUUUGGGGUGGAUGGGGGACCACUGCCUCCUCGCCGGGAUGCUGCCGGAGUGUGACCCAGCCAACCGGCUGCGCUCUUGUGACACUGUACUUGAACUAGGUGGUCACUGUAGAUCCCUUCCAACUGAAAAUAUCCUCUCCUUCUCCUUUUUCUCCUUCUCCUUCUCCUUCUCUCUCCUCCUUCUUCUUCCCUUUCUCCUUCUCCUUCUCUCCCCUUUCCUCUCCUUUUUCCCUUCCCUUUCCUUUUCUUUCUAUUCUGCUGCACUCCAUAUCUUGCCCUGUGCUGCCUGCAUUUUUGUGGCUCUGGUAGGGAAGUGCAGGUGCAAGGUGGGGGUCCCUUGGGGGGUUCCCCAUCUUUGCUGAGUUCUCCUGCCAUCAGCAUGGGGGGUGGCUCAUGGUCCUGUUGACUUUUCUUUAUGGAAAAGUAAAUGUGCCGUGCCCCCAGCCUAGGAGCAAUGCUGUUUCACCAGCCGUGCCCUGGGGCCACCAGCAUCUUCCCUCCCAAGAGCUGCAGGGAAGGUGCUGGACUUCUCGUGCCUGGCGUGGGGCAGGUGGCUGCUCAGCAGCUGCAAAGUCCUGCCUUCGGGAGAGCCAAGUGGCGUUUUUGUUUGGGAAACUUUGGAUUGAGUCUGUGUACAAGAGUGAAUUAAGUACGAGCAGUGUGAAUGUGUUCUACAGAUUGAACUUAAAAUAGGUGACAGGGCAAAGUGCUGUAGCUGGCAGUCUGAGCAGCUGCAGCUUACUCAGUAGCUUGUAUAAAACAUGCAAAAGUGUGUGAAACCCUGGAGAAGUAGCCUGGCUUUUAUUAAAGUAAUGCCAUAGAAAAUACUAAGUUACGAUUAACUGAAAAGUUUGAUUUUUUAAAAUCAAAAUAUGCACCCAUCCUUGAUGGGUGCAAGAUUUCUGAGGCUUGUGGCUUGUAUUGCGGUGUGUUACAUAUGUUAAGAUGACAAUGUAUGUGUCUCAUUAAUAAGAGUGAAAGUACAAAUGUGGAUGAUAACUUCCUUUAGUUAUUUAUUUUAGGAAGUUACUUCUGGUUAAUAUUUCAUUUUUAUUGGUGUGGCCAGUUUUUUCCCCCCCUAAUUGAUAUUUUAGCCCAGCCCUAACGCUUGUGCUAAGACAAAGUAACUGAUUGCACAGCCGGUCUGUGUUCUCUACUGCUGAAUUUAUGCUUGAAUUAUAUUGUAAAUUGUACAUAUUCAGAUUAGAAUAAACUAAAUGCAUUUUCUGGCAUGCAGUCUAUAACUGUAUAAAUGUACAAGUUUAUUUGAAUUAUACAAAAUAACAAACUCUUGUAUUCAUUAAUACUGCAAGCUCAGUUUUAUCUAAAGCUAUAUUAAACUUUCAAAAAUUGUUUGGUUUAAAUGUGUUUGUCUUUUGUCCUGUCCACUUUUUAUCACUUUAAUAAAUGACUUUGUAUUCAA
Falco peregrinus (peregrine falcon) is the source of this 5408-nucleotide messenger RNA. RefSeq names its product potassium inwardly rectifying channel subfamily J member 3 (gene KCNJ3). Bases 122 to 1600 code for a protein of 492 amino acids. Gene Ontology annotation, biological process: regulation of monoatomic ion transmembrane transport; potassium ion import across plasma membrane. Gene Ontology annotation, cellular component: plasma membrane. Gene Ontology annotation, molecular function: G-protein activated inward rectifier potassium channel activity. The transcript has 3 exons. The record is from RefSeq and is a predicted model, not a curated record. NCBI's taxonomy places the organism in Eukaryota, Metazoa, Chordata, Aves, Falconiformes, Falconidae.